UUAGAGCUUAGGACAAAAUGGCCAAGCCAGCAACGGGGACAAAGUGGCAACAGCAAUGCCAACAACAACAAUAAUAACAAUAGCAAUAGCAACAAUAACAAUAACAAUGACGAUGAUUCGAAUGAGAAUCAAGAGAGCAGUAGCAAGUUGCUAGGUAAUGGAAAUGCAGCUGCAAAUGGAAAUGGAAAUGGAAAUGUUUGUCAAUCAGCGACAGCAUCAACGUUGCCAGCGCCAGCGAACACACCGCUGAACAAGGCCAUCAAGCACGAUCUGUUCCCGGAGGUCACGUUCUGCAAUCUGUCCGUGGAGGAGCUGCACGAUGGCAGCGGUCAGAGUCACAGCCGGGCGGUGAGGAACAGCAUCAUUGCGCUGGACAGCGAUGGCACACUGACCAUUGGCCUGAUGAAUGGGACGCAGGUGAAGAAGCGCAAGCGUUUGAUAUCGAAUGAAUCGGGUGACUCGAUAGAUUCUAGCACCACGGACAAGAAGACAUCGAAGAUGCCCGAUGGCGGCUACGGUUGGGUUGUUGUCUUUGCCUCGCUCAUGGUUUCGCUUAUAUGGGAUGGACUUUCGUUCUCCUUCGGGUUGAUUAACACACAGCUGUUGGACUAUUUCAAAGAAUCGCCUUCGAAGACAGCUUGGAUCAGUUCGUUGUUCUUCUCGGUGCCGCUGCUCAUGGGUCCGAUCUGGUCGAAUCUGGUGGAUAAAUACGGUUGCCGUAAGAUGACCAUUUUGGGUGGUCUCAUCUCCGCCUUUGGCUUUGCCAUCUCAUCCAUUUGCAAUUCGAUCGAGAUGCUCAUGAUCACGUUCGGCAUCAUCAGUGGCCUGGGACUGGGCAUUGGCUAUGUGACCGCUGUGGUCUCGAUUGCCUUUUGGUUUGACAAGAAGCGUAGCUUUGCCACCGGCAUCGGUGCAUCGGGCACCGGCAUUGGGACCUUUGUCUAUGCCCGACUCACGCAAUAUUUAAUCGAUUCGUAUGGCUGGCGUGGCGCCACUCUAAUCCUGGGCGGCACCAUGUUGAAUGCCUGUGUCUGUGGUGCGCUGAUGCGUGAUCCCGACUGGCUGAUCGAGGAGAAUCGUCUCGAGAGCCGAUCGCAGAGCGUCACCACAUUUUCCAAUUCAAGUGUUUGCCUCGAGGAGAUCAAGAAGCUGCUGGAUACCGGCAUCACCAAGGAGGCUGUGUUGGACACGCUGGUCACGAAGAACAACACCGAGGCGAAUCAGCAAAUCGAUGAUCCACUCGACACCGGCCUCAAGCGUUAUCGCAGCGAACUCUUUCUGCCCACGUUCCUCAGCAUCCAAGAACUCGACAGCGUCUGCGAGGUGAAGAGUCUGAGUCGUCGUUCGUUGCGACACAAGGAAGGAGCAGAGGCUCCCUCACGUGAGAAUCUGCUGUCCAUGUCAUCGGGUGCUGCACCAACGGCUCCGUAUCUGAACUCUCCCGACGAUACGCUGACGGGUCGAGUUCCGCCUGGCAUCGCCGCUGAGACGUCGAAGAAGAGCUACUUGGCCUCGAUUGAGACGCUGUCGCCAUCGGAGAAACGUUCAACGAUUGCAGGCACACCGAACGGUUCGUUGCGCUCCUCGGACGAGGGCUAUCUCACCCAGAAGCACAACGAGGCCACCAACUAUGCCAGCUCUCGGUAUUCGCUCAACGAAAAUAUAUUCGCCAGCAAGCACAAUACACCGUCGUUGUCUAACCUGAAGGUGAAUGGAUUGCGUCACAAUUCCGUGGACAUUCUGAGCGAUGAUAUGCACAGCUAUUACAUGUCCAUGAAGGAGGAAACAUUUGCACUGCUCGAUCAACAUCCGCGUCCACAGAUAUUUCAGCCAACAGCUCCAGCGGAAUCCUUGGUCAUCACCAUACCGGAGCACGAGGAGCAGAGCGAGUUGGCGUUGCGUCGCUCACGUUUGGACAGCAUAACGGGUCUGCGUCGACUGUCCAAGUCGAAGAAACCGAAUCCGCAUCGCUCGAAUCUGCGUCGCAACAUCUCCAUACGCAACUCGAACUUCCUCAAGGAUAUGCGCAUCCAUCGCAAUUCGAUUCACUAUCGCGGCGCCAUGCUUAACACGCAUCGCUAUCGAUUGCGUGCCUCAUCCUGCCCCAACAUCUAUCGCAACUCGAUGACGACAAUUGCCAAGGAGGAGGAAGAUACCUGGUACGAUAGCUUUAUGGAUACUGUGAAAUCCGCUUUUGACUUUUCGCUCUUUUUGGAUAAAAAGUUUUCGUUCUUCAAUCUAUCCACACUAUUCCUAUUCAUUUGGUUCAUCAUACCCUAUCUUUAUCUGCCCGAUUACAUGAAGGAAUACAACUAUGAUGUGGGUGUGAGUGCGGUGUUAAUAUCGGCGAUUGGCAUUGCUCAAACCGUGGGCAUGAUUGGCCUUGGCUAUUUUGGCGAUCGACCAUGGAUGAACAUCAACAUAUGCUACUCCAUAUGCAUGUUGGUUUGUGGUGCAUCGGUUUUCUUCAUGCCAAUUCUGAUCACUAACUACAAUGGAUUGAUGGCCAUGUGCAUCAUCUUUGGAUUCACAUUUGCCAGCUCCUUCUCGUUCACGCCCAGCAUAUUGGUCAGCAUUGUUGACCUGGAUGAUUUCACAUGUGCCUACGGCUUGGUGCUGCUCGUUCAGGGCGUUGGCAUGAUUGCCGGACCGCCUAUAGCCGGUGCAAUCUUUGAAUAUACUGGCAGAUGGGACGACUCCUUCUACUAUGCGGGCAUAUUUAUAGCACUCUCCGGCGUCUGUUCGUAUAUGAUUGAGUUCUGUGAGAAGAAAGCAACUAAGGAGAGUGAUAGUGAUGUCUCAGAGACUAAAAAAGCUCAACUUUUACAUUAGAAUACUUAUAUAACACAACACAAAUGUCAACAAAAGCAAAACUCCAGUGCAAUUUAGCAAAAAAAAACAAAAACAAAAAUGAAAGAAAAGCACUGCGGCCUAUAAUUAAUAAUAAUAAUAUUAAUAUUAAUCAUAACGGACUAGCAUUAAAUGUUAUAAAGUUUCUUAUGUCAAAUGCUGUUGCAGCUACAAAAAAGGAAAAACAAAACAAAAAAUACAGAAAACUCAGAGCGAAUUAGUAGAUAAAUAUCGAAAGCAAAAACUAAUGUUAAUCGCGUUUAAGAAAAAUCUAUAUAUUGACUUGAGAACUAAUUAUAUACACAUACAUGAAUAACAAAAACUAUAUUAGUUAGCUAACGCACUAGGACAACUACAUUAUACGUAUACUCCAAUAAAUAAUAGUCAGGAAAAAUACAAAACAGAACAAAAUGGAAAACAACAACAACAAAUGCUAGCAAUAUUUUUUAAAUAUAGAGAUACCAAUUUCAAUAUCAUUGCAGUGCAUCACUGCCAUGCGCAAACGGGUUCCCCAAAUUGUCUUCUUUGAUGAUAUAUUUGUAGUUAGUAAUACCGCAAAUAAACAAUUUACCAAUCUACGAUGUAACUUAUGCAAUAACAACAAUAAGAACAACAAUUUCGCAAUCAACUAAACAAAAAGUCUUCAAAGCAAAACCAGAUGAAUGUUAAUAAUAAUAAUUAAAAAAAAUGAAAUGAUAGCACUAUACCCAAAAAUUGCAAAUGGUUUAGAAGCAGAGUUAAA
Molecule: messenger RNA, 3592 nt
Organism: Drosophila sulfurigaster albostrigata
Lineage: Eukaryota; Metazoa; Arthropoda; Insecta; Diptera; Drosophilidae
Exons: 5
Biological process (GO): transmembrane transport; monocarboxylic acid transport
Molecular function (GO): monocarboxylic acid transmembrane transporter activity
Source: RefSeq, a predicted model, not a curated record